CUGCUAAAACGGAUGUACGUGAAUUGCUGUCCCACUGUACAGUGCUUUUUUUUAACAAAAAGAGUCUGAGCAGAUUUUAGAUGGAGAGAAGGUCAUUACACGAAGCAGAGAAGAGUGCAGCCUACGACUACCUGUGUCGACUGGAUGAGGCUAAGAGAUGGAUUGAGAGCAUCAUCUCUGAAGAUUUACCUCCGGUUACUGAGUUUGAAGAUGUAAUAUCAAAUGGUGUAUACCUUUGCAAACUUGGAAUGAAAUUAUUACCAAAUAAUCCUGAAUGGAAAAAAGUUUACGAUUUAGAUCAAACUAAAUUCAGGGAGAGAGGGCUUGAUUUCAGGCACACCGAUAAUAUCAAUUUCUUUUUAAACUGUCUACCAAAACUAGGACUACCCAAAGUGUUUUAUCCAUGUGUGACUGAUAUCUUUGAGAAGAAGAACCCAAUGAAACUAACCUACUGCCUACAUGCAUUAUGUCAUCUAUUGAAACAACAAGGAAAGGUUGAUAUGGCUUUGAGUUCUGCAGCUGUCGCUAAUGGUAGCCCUAGAUUCACUGAGAAUGAGCUUAAAUCUGCUAACCAAACACUGAGGAAUGGGGAGGGUGUUCCUUCAUUUGAAGUCAUUGAUAGAUUAGUCCAAGAAGAAUUACAAUACACUAAUAUUGAGAUAUUCAAUGAACAAGUUGUUGAAGAAGAGCCACUCCAGCAGUCGUCUCCAACACUCCCAACCCCCAAGACCCCAGCCACUGAUGAUGAUGAAAGUGAUGAUGAUCUUUUUGAUGAUCCAAAAUAUAUUCAAAUGGCUGGUGGUACAAUGGUUGCUCAACCGAGCAGUCCUGUUUUUGAAAUGGGACCAUUGCUUCAGAAUCUAAAGUGUCACGGAGUUGGAAUAGUAGCCACACUUUAUCCUUGUACAUCAGACAGGACCAGCAAUGGAUCCGAUGAAUUUAAUAAGGCUUUGUAUAACAUCAACUGUUGUGUUGAGGCUGGCUCUCCUCUUGAGACCCUCCGCUCUUUACAGAAACCAGCUGGGAACCUUCCGUUCCCUUACCUUGAAGCUGAAGACUAUCAGUUAGCAUUGGAACAAGAGAAAAAAGAAGGAUUUCCACAGAAAACAAUUGUGGUGUAUUCCGGGCUACACAGACAGCUCUGUGACUCACUGCUUGACAAAAUGAGGCCAGGUGCUUAUCUGCUAAGAGAAAGCACUACACUCUCAGACAGAGAUUUUGUAUUUUCAUUUCGUAACGAGAUUGGGAUAAAGCACUGGAAACUGAAUGUCAGUGAAGACGGAAAAUUCACUUGGGGAAAAGGAAAUAAAACAUUCAGCAGUCUUGAAUCAUUCAUACAGUAUUUUGUAUCGGCCUUGGCUAAAGUUACCAAGUUAUACAUAUAUCCUGGGACAACUUUCAUGUUGCAGCUAUCACAGUCUUCACUAACCACCGAGCAACAUAAAUCAAUACAGUCACUUAAAACUCCGCCAAAUUUACUGACAUACGGUCAACUAGUCUACGUCAUUAAUGAUGUUAAUUCAAGGAUUAGGAGACAAAGAGCCACCACUACUAGAGAAAGAGAUAAUACUGGUGGAAGUUCUAAAGCCAGCCCUGCUGUGGCUAGGAGGGAAACAAAGCAGAAAUUAGAGCAAGGUCCAGUACCAGCUAACCCACUGAACAAAGUUAAUCUUGAGUUGAUUGACGAUGACCCAUGGAACAAUUCACUUUUAUUUUCUGUUAGCAGAUCAAAAGCGGAAGAUUUGCUAGACACUGAGGGAUACCCGGGCUCUUUUCUAGUUCGCCCUAGUGAAAAAGUUCCUGGAGAUUAUGCCCUCGCUUUUCGUACAAGAAACGAGAUACGGCACUGGAAGAUUGUCAAGUCCAAUCAUAAGUAUUAUGUACAUCCAAGACCUAAUUCAUAUUCCUCUGUUGCCGACAUAGUUCAACAUUUCAGAGAUGCUGUUGGAGCAGAAACUGGCCUAGUAAUGUCACCUUUAAGACCUCGAAAAAAUGAACCUCCUCCAGUGGAGAAAAAGAAUUCGGUUGAUAAUUCCGCUAUACAUGUACAUGCAUUAGACGAUCGCUCGGUCACACCUCCUCCUCUUCCUCCCCUACCUCAUAAACCUGAUUAUAGACAAUCAGAAACAAUGAAUGUACUACCCACCCCCUCCCUCUCUCGUUUGAACCCUGCUAAUAUCACCAGCUGGUCCACUGAUGAUGUAGCAACCUGGCUUUGUCAACAAGGGCUGGGCCAAUUCUCCCCCAUCUUUAUAGAGAACUGUGUCGACGGGGAAUGUCUGCUGACUCUUGAUAAUAAUUUACUAAAAGAUGACCUUGGGAUAACUCAAUUAGGAUAUAGAUCUAAGAUAAUGAAGAGAGUCCAAGCAUUAAAGGCGAUGUUACAUCCUGAACUAUAACAUAGAUACAGCCACAUAAUUUUAAAUUGAUAUUUGUGAUACACACACACACACACACUGGUAUGUUUACUGUUUUAUUAUGAUAGUUUUUUUAUUUGUGGAGUUUCUAAAAUGAUGAUUAUUAUGAUUCUCACUUAGUGCAAA
This is a messenger RNA of Amphimedon queenslandica, 2543 nucleotides long. RefSeq lists its product as uncharacterized. The transcript is spliced from 19 exons. Lineage: Eukaryota; Metazoa; Porifera; Demospongiae; Haplosclerida; Niphatidae. The coding region runs from base 81 to 2399 and encodes 772 amino acids. Gene Ontology annotation, cellular component: cell cortex. Gene Ontology annotation, molecular function: calmodulin binding; GTPase activator activity; actin filament binding. The record is from RefSeq and is a predicted model, not a curated record. Gene Ontology annotation, biological process: mitotic actomyosin contractile ring assembly actin filament organization.